AUGGAGUACGAACCCGACGCGGCUGGACAAGAAAGCUAUAUUCUCUGUGCCGACUGUGGUACUGUCAUUUCCUCGGCGAACGGCUCUGGACUGUGUGUGGGAUGUCUCCGUAACUCAGUCGACAUCACCGACGGUAUCCCGAAAGAGUCGGUUGUCAACUUCUGCAAGGGCUGUGAGCGCUUCCUGUCUCCGCCCAACACCUGGGUUGCCUGUCAGCCCGAGUCUCGCGAGCUUCUUGCCAUCUGUCUGAAGAAGAUCGCCAAGCCUCUCCUCAAGGUUCGCCUGAUCGAUGCCCAGUUCAUCUGGACGGAGCCUCACUCGCGCCGUAUCAAGCUCAAGAUCACGAUCCAGAAGGAGGUUCUCGCCAACACCGUUCUCCAGCAGACCUUUGUCCUGACCCUCGUCGUCCAGACCGGUCAGUGCCCCGCCUGUACUCGUCUCGCCGCCAAGAACACCUGGAAGGCUAGCGUUCAGGUCCGCCAGAAGGUCACCCACAAGCGUACCUUCCUGUUCCUCGAGCAGCUCAUCCUCAAGCACAACGCCCACAAGGACUGCACGAACAUCAACGAGAAGCGCGAUGGUCUCGACUUCUUCUACACGGAGCGCAACAAUGCCAUCAAGAUGGUUGAGUUCCUUGCGUCCGUUGUUCCCGUCCGCGUGAAGGGCUCCGAGCAGCUCAUCUCGCAAGACACGCACAACGGUACUGCCAACUACAAGUUCACCUACUCGGUCGAGAUUGUGCCGAUUUGUAAGGACGACCUCGUCUGUAUCCCGAAGAACCUCGCUCGCCAGUGGGGCAACAUCUCGCAGCUGACGAUCUGCUCGCGCGUCGGCAACACCCUCCACCUCCUCGACCCCCUGACGCUGCAGCAGACGGACGUGACCGCCCCCGUGUACUGGCGCCAGCCGUUCGAGUCUCUGGCUCAGACCUCGGACCUGGUCGAGUUUGUCGUGCUCGACAUUGAGCCGACCGGAGUCCAGCGUGGACGCUGGGUCCUCGCCGACGCCCAGAUCACUCGUGCUUCUGGAUCAGGACAGGCGGCCGAUGCGGACGGUAUGGGCGACGACGGAAUCUACCACGUGCGAACGCACCUCGGCGCCAUUUUGCAGCCGGGAGACACUGUUCUCGGCUACGACCUGACGCACACCAACUUCAACAACGACGCGUUCGAGGGCAUCGACCCGCACCGGAUACCGCACGUGAUCCUCGUGAAGAAGACGUACCCGAACCGCCGAAAGAAGAACCGCCCCCGCAACUGGAAGCUCAAGUCGAUCGCCAAGGAGGCCGAGGAGGACACGACGGUGGGACGCGGUGCGCUCGGUCGCCGCGGUGGUGUGGACCAGAAGAACGUCGAGCGCGACUAUGAGCUCUUCCUCCGCGACCUCGAGGAGGACAAGGAGAUGCGCGCCGCCGUCAACCUGUACCGCGCCGACGACGCUCAGGACAUGGAGGACGACGAUGGAGACGUCGCCAUGGGCGGCCAGAAGGGCUCGGGCAUGCGCGGCGGAAAGCGCCGUGGAGGCGCCGCCGCCCAGGCCGCCGCUGCCAUGGAGGUCGAGGACGGCAACAUCGCCGACGAGGACGACGACGGAACUGAGGAGGAGGACUUCCCCGAGAUCGAGCUCGACGAGCUCCUUGAGAACUUUGACGACAUGGCGAUCGAGGGUGAGGAGCUCAACUAG
This is a messenger RNA of Trichosporon asahii var. asahii CBS 2479, 1683 nucleotides long. Its product is annotated as nonsense-mediated mRNA decay protein 3, putative. NCBI's taxonomy places the organism in Eukaryota, Fungi, Basidiomycota, Tremellomycetes, Trichosporonales, Trichosporonaceae. The transcript has 3 exons. Gene Ontology annotation, cellular component: cytoplasm; nucleus. Gene Ontology annotation, molecular function: ribosomal large subunit binding. Gene Ontology annotation, biological process: ribosomal large subunit export from nucleus. The record is from RefSeq and is a predicted model, not a curated record. The coding region runs from base 1 to 1683 and encodes 560 amino acids.